UUUGCCGUCAUCGCAAUUGUACUUGCUUGCGCAGGCGCAGCAGUCAUGAUCGGGGUAGCUCUCACGCAUUCGUACAUGAGAGCCAGAAAUGCGAAGACUCUAAACGCCACCGAACAAGUACGGGAUAACUCGCAAAGAGGGUAUAUGACAGAUGUGAGGGAGAGAAAUGUGAGGGAUAUGAUGCUGGAGUAUGGAUGGCAGGAUUAUGCCCCUCCAAAGCGACCGCAGAUGAACAUGAGGACGGACACGGAUGAUAGUAUGGGAACCUCGAGAUGAAUUGUCUCCGGAUGGACAGGAAUGAAGCUGGCUUCUUCUUGAAACGAAAUUUAUGAUGCGAAAGACUUAUGACGGACUUGGGAACGUCUUCGUCAGGUUGGCCACACGAGGAGAAUCUUCGAGGAUCACAGGCUGUCGAACUUGCUACUAUAAUCGGAGCAGCCGGAAUCGCAACACGCUCGACAAGAUAGCAGGGGAAGAGAGACCUCGUAGCAUCGAACGGCAAGUCUCGUUGAGAAGGACUACAUCGGCGGGAGUCUCUUGGCCAUGCCGCUGUUCUGGCAGGCCAUGACUACAUCGGGCUCGAGAAGCAGGUCCUCGGACGGCACGCAGAUCACUGUCACGCCGGAAGACCGCAAGAUGCUAGCGAUGAUCAUGAUUGUGCUUUCGAAGUGCGUUCCAGGGGAGAACCGUUCCCCGACACUUAGAAGGUACCCGAAGCCCGCAGCCAAAGCUCCAACUACGCACGGUGGAGGUUGUGAUCCGGAUCCGGAGCAAUGGGCGUAUCUCUCACGAGUAACACAGCUAGUUUCUCAAACGCGAGCCACAUAUUCGGCGGCGGCCUACUUUGGCACGUUGGCUGGGCAGAGACCAUGUCAGCAUAGGCAAAGGUCAAAUGGUGUCAUAUCGCGAAGAUCUUUGGUCGUGUCCAGUAACAUGCGGCUGGACACGAGAGACCUGAGCAGGUCCUGAUCGCAGUGUGUUUGCUCGACGACAAAAUCUCCGGCAACUGGCGCAAUGAGGCAUGAUACAAUAGCCUCGCAAGAUGUGAUGAGAAAUAAAUGUAGGCAUUAUGACAUAGAUCCUUUGUGAAUAAAAUAGACGUGCGGCUUUAGAGUGUAGCCCAUGCAGAUGAACUAUGCCGACCAAGCAAAAUCCACCAGAAC
Molecule: messenger RNA, 1163 nt
Organism: Cercospora beticola
Lineage: Eukaryota; Fungi; Ascomycota; Dothideomycetes; Mycosphaerellales; Mycosphaerellaceae
Source: RefSeq, a predicted model, not a curated record